Messenger RNA from Macadamia integrifolia, 1179 nucleotides. RefSeq lists its product as uncharacterized. Bases 61 to 666 code for a protein of 201 amino acids. The transcript is spliced from 2 exons. NCBI's taxonomy places the organism in Eukaryota, Viridiplantae, Streptophyta, Magnoliopsida, Proteales, Proteaceae. The record is from RefSeq and is a predicted model, not a curated record.
GAUUCCUUUCCUCAAUUAAUUUGUAGUCACAGGACACAACAAACCCUUUUCUUCCUCUCUAUGGCUUCACUCAUGCUGCCGCCACCAUCAUCAAAUGAUCAGGAGAUGCGAAUUGAUGUUAAUUCACUCAUUGAUUCACCACAAUUAUCAAUUGAAUCAGGUGCAUCAUUGUCACUUCAAUCCUCUGAUUUGGGAAAAAAGUUAGUAGCGUUUCUCGGAUUUAUAUCAUUCAGAGCGGAGUCUGUCAAGAAUCAGAUAGGAAGAGCUAGUGCAUUGGAGAAUUUGGACUUGGGAAAGACACUGAUGGGAUUAGCUUUUCCAGCUGCUACAGGGCUUGUGGGUCUGAUAUCCCAGGCUACAACGAACCAUCACGAGCUUCUGCUGCAAUUAUUGACUACUGGGUUUGCAAUUUCAUUUGGAGCUUCAUUCAUGGCGGUUCUGCUGCGACAGAGCUACCCGAGGAUUGCAAAUACAGGCGAGAUUUUGGGAGCUGUUUCGGCUGUGAUUACUUUCUUCACGUUGGUGUGUUGCUAUGUGCCUAACAAUCUGGUGUGGGUUUUGGGUAUAUUUUGCAUUCUCUGUCUUUCUCCAUUUAUACUACUACUCUUCAAAUCAUCUGAAGAAAGCGAACAGCUGCCUAGCGCAGCUGGCUUAGCCCCUGCUUAGUGGGCACUAGGUCCCAGGAGGUUCGAACCAUGGUUUCAAAAAUUGCCUUGAUCGAAUUGGUAUCGAUCGAGACCAACCCCAGUCUUGAUCAAUCUGAUAUCGAUCUAUUGUGAUUUUAACAGAAAAAACAGGAAAAAAUCUAUUCCAUCCUAUCCGAUCCCUGAAAUCAGAAACCUUGGUUGAACAACUCGAGCCUCCUGGGUUCCAAGCAUCUCGGCAAUUAUUCUUGGCUCGUUGGUUGCCAAGUCCCAGGGGAGGUGAUUACUCUCUCUCUCUCCCUCCUGGUAGCCUCUACGGCUGUAUCCAUCUAGAGAAAGGGGAAUAGUCCCUAAAAAUAAGGGGUAUAAUAAAUCAUCCAAGACUGGGAGAGUCUCGUACUCUUGAGUCAGUCGUUGGUGUGCUUGUCCAGGGUUUUAGAUGUACGUGUGUUUGUCCGGAGUUUUAGAUGUAUAAUGGUUCUCUCUCCUCCGUUCAAUAGUGAUAGAGACGUCAUUUCAUUCGGGAGAGGGGAGA